CACCGAGCUGGGUCCGGAGUGGACGCUCAUGAAGGCAGGCACGCCCGGCUGCCCCGACCUGGAGGACUGGCUGGUGUCCCACCUGCCCGAGGGCGCCCGGGUGGGCUGUGACCCCUGGGUCCACACCGUGUCGGGGGUGCGCGGCCUGCAGCGCAAGCUGGCAGAGGGAGGAAAGGGUCAGUCGCUGGUUCCGCUGCUGCAGGACGGAAACCUGGUGUCCAAGGUGUGGGGUGCGGAUCAGCCUCCUGCCCCCUGCGCGCCGCUGCGUGUGCACGACCUCCGCUGGGCGGGCGAGGAGGUGGCCGCCAAGCUGGGCCGCAUGCGGGAGCAGAUGAAGGCCGCGGGUGCGGGCGCGCUGCUGGCCACGGCGCUGGACGAGGUGGCGUGGCUCACCAACACACGCGGCGGUGACGUGGACCACAACCCCGUGGCGCUGUCGUACUGCCUGGUCACUCCCGAGUCCGCCACGCUGUAUGUGGACGGCGCCAAGGUGGGGCCAGAGGUGGCGGCGCACCUGGCGGCGGCGGGCGUGGAGGUGGCCACGGGGGCCACGGUGACGGAGGUGGAGGUUGACCUCAAGCUGACUGGGUUCAGGGCCGCCCAGCCGGGCUUUGUGGAGACGUCGUUCUCCACCAUUGCUGGCGCAGGACCCAACGGCGCCAUCAUCCACUACCGCGCCCAGCCCGGCAGCUGCCGCUCCGUGGACGGCUGCACGCUGCUGCUGCUGGACAGCGGCGGGCAGUACGAGUGCGGCACCACCGACAUCACACGCACCCUGCACACAGGCAGCCCCACAGAACACCAGCGCCGCUGCAACACACGCGUGCUGCAGGGCCACAUCGCGCUGGACGUGGCUGUGUGGCCCGAGGGCACUCCGGGGGCGGCGCUGGAUGCCUUCGCCCGCAUGCACCUGUGGCGCGACGGACUCAACUACAGGCACGGCACGGGCCACGGCGUGGGUGCGGCUCUCAACGUGCACGAGGGGCCGCAGUCCAUCUCCUCGCGCUUCCACAUCACCACACCCCUGGCGGCAAACAUGGUGUGUUCCAACGAGCCGGGCUACUACGAGGACGGCUCGUUCGGGGUGCGCAUUGAGAACCUGGUGGUGGUGGUGGAGAAGGACACGCCGUACAGGUAUGCGGGCCAGCAGUAUCUGGGCUUCCAGCGCCUCACGAUGGUGCCGAUCCAGGCCAAGCUGAUCGACACCUCGCUGCUCUCGGCUGAGGAGACGGCAUGGGUGGACGGAUACCACCGGGAGGUGUGGGAGGCCGUGUCGCCGCGCAUGCAGGACCAGCCGGAGCUGCUGGAGUGGCUCCGCCGCAACACGCGGCCGCUAAAGGAGCAGCUGGCGUGAGGGGGCAGCGGUGGAGUCGCUGUGGCCGCGUGUGAUGUAUGGGGCAGCACUCUCAAGGGGCAGCUGGUGUGGGGCGGCGGCGUGGAGUGGGGCAGGGCAGAGGCAGAGCAGAGAGGCGCUGGGGUGGCGGCCUUUGCCGCUGGCUUUGUGGAGGCGACGGCCAGUGUGCGGGGCAGGAGGUAGGAGGCAGGCGGUUGGCGGCAGGCGGUUGGCGGCAGGCGGUUGGCGGCAGGUGGUUUGAGGCUGGCGGUUUGAGGCGUGGGGCCUGAAGGGGUGCAGGAGUGGGGAGGCUGGGGAGGAGGAGGAAGGGCUGUGUGGGGUGACACCCGGGCACGAGAGCCGGUCGCCAGCCCGGCCCCUGAAAUGAAAGGGCGGAAAGAAGGAAGCCGAAGCGAUGUGCGAAAUGGACAUGCUUCGUGAUACACGGCGGCCGUGGUGCUGGCUGCCAGCACACACACCGACACGCGCCUCGCCGCCUCGGGAUCCACCUGGGUGGAGAGCACUGGGCCGCCGGAGCAGGCCGGGGCCGGAACCCGAGGCUGGCUGUGCGCCUGAUGAGUGAGCGACAUGCGACAAGCAAGCUGCGAGGCGCGUUGCAUGGAGGCACUGCAUAGGUGAACCACAAUCGAAGACAGGCGCUGUAAUCUUGUACGCGGCACGGGUGGGAGCCACACACAUCGGGACUACGCUUU
This is a messenger RNA of Chlamydomonas reinhardtii, 2046 nucleotides long. RefSeq lists its product as uncharacterized. Gene Ontology annotation, molecular function: metalloaminopeptidase activity. The record is from RefSeq and is a predicted model, not a curated record. Bases 29 to 1354 code for a protein of 441 amino acids. The transcript is spliced from 15 exons. Lineage: Eukaryota; Viridiplantae; Chlorophyta; Chlorophyceae; Chlamydomonadales; Chlamydomonadaceae.